UUGAAGCGGCAGCUGGGGCGGCAGGUGAGGCGCUGUUCCAUUCCCUGCCUGUGUGUCCGGCGGCGUCAGGUGCUCAGACCCGAGGGCAGGCGAAGGGGUUGGGCUUUACAGGAACCCGGGGCGGGAGUCGGCCUCCUGGAGGCUCUCGGGACCACUGCUUAACGCUGGGCCCACCCUAGACCUCGAUUCUCCUCUCAGCCAGGCCGAGGCCCGCAGGGAUCCCCGAGGAGCCCCAGUUCGGCCUCGAUGGAGAUCCUCCCGCCGCCGCUGCCGCAGUCCUCCCUGUUGCUGCUGCCGUUACUGCUGCAGUCUGCGAUGCCCGCAGCUGGCCGGGACUGGCAGUGCCCGCGCACUCCCUACGCGGCCUCCCGUAACUUUGACGUGAGGUAUGUGGUGCCCAGCUAUUCUGCUGGCGGCCCAGUACAGGCCAUAGCGACCUACGAGGGCGGCAGGGAUGGGAGUGCCGUGUUUGUGGCCACACGCAAUCACCUGCACGUGCUUGGACCUGACCUGCAGACUGUUGAGAGCCUGACCACUGGCCCUGCUGGGGACUCUGACUGCCAGACAUGCGCAGCCUGUGGCCCGGGCCCCCACGGCCCACCAGGCGACACAGAUACUCUGGUGCUGGUGCUGGAGCCGGCGCUGCCCGCGCUGGUGAGCUGUGGCACGAGCCUGCUGGGCCGCUGCUUCCUGCAUGAGCUGGAGCACCGUGGGACAGCCCUGCAUCUGGCGGCGCCAGCGUGUCUCUUCUCGGCCCACCAAAAUCAGCCGGAGGACUGCCCUGACUGUGUGGCCAGCCCACUGGGCACUCGCGUGACCGUGGUUGAGCAGGGCCAGGCCUCCUACUUCUACGUGGCGUCCUCCCUGGACGCAGCCGUGGCCGCCAGCUUCAGCCCACGUUCGGUAUCCAUCCGGCGCCUCAAGGCCGACAUCUCAGGAUUUGCCCCAGGCUUUGCAGCGCUGUCAGUGAUGCCUGAGCAUCUCGCCUCCUACCGUAUCGAAUACGUGCACAGCUUCCGCGCGGGAGCCUUUGUCUACUUCCUGACCGUGCAGCCGGCCAGCGUGACAGAUGCUCCUGGUGCCCUGCACACGCGCCUGGCGCGGCUCAGCGCCACUGAGACGGCACUGGACGAUUACCGGGAGCUGGUCCUCGAUUGCCGUUUUGCGCCUAAGCGCCGUCGCCGCGGGGCCCCAAAGGGUGGGCAGCCCUACCCAGUGCUGCGGGCAGCCCACUCAGCUCCAGUGGGCGCCCAACUGGCGGCUGAACUGAGCAUUGCCGAAGGCCAGGAAGUGCUGUUCGGGGUCUUCGCGGCUGGAGGGGAGGGCGGUUCCGGCGUGGGCCCCAACUCUGUCGUCUGUGCCUUCCCUAUUGACCUGCUGGACAUCUUAAUCGAUGAGGGUGUGGAGAGCUGUUGUGAGUCCCCAGUCCCUCCGGGCCUCCGGCGAGGCCUCGACUUCUUCCAGUCGCCUAGUUUUUGCCCCAAUCCGCCCAUCCUGGAGGCCCCCAGCCCCAACACCAGCUGUCGCCACUUUCCUCUGCUGGUCAGCAGAAGCUUCUCACGUGUGGACUUAUUCAAUGGGCUGCUGGGACAGGUGCAGGUCACUGCACUGCAUGUGACACGUCUUGAUAAUGUCACAGUGGCUCACAUGGGCACAGCUGAUGGGCGUAUCCUGCAGGUGGAACUGGCCAGGUCACUCAACUACUUGCUGUAUGUGUCCAACUUCUCGCUGGGCAGCAAUGGGCAGCCUGUGCAGCGGGACAUCAGUCGCCUUGGGGACCACCUACUUUUUGCCUCUGGGGACCAGGUCUUCCAGGUACCUAUCCGGGGCCCCGGCUGCCACCACUUCCUCACCUGCAGGCAUUGCCUGCGGGCACAGCGUUUCAUGGGCUGUGGCUGGUGUGGAGGCAUGUGCGGCCGGCAGGAGGAAUGUCCUGGCUCCUGGCAACAGGAUCACUGCCCACCUGAGCUUACCAAGUUCUACCCCCACAGUGGACCCCUAAGGGGCAGUAUGAGACUGACUCUGUGUGGCUCCAACUUCUACCUGCAUCCUCCUGGUCUGAUGCCUGAGGGAACCCAUCAGGUUACUGUGGGCCAAAGUCCCUGCCGGCUGCUGCCCAAGGAUUCUUCGAACCUCAGCCCAGUUCCCCAGAAGGACUUCGUAGAGGAGCUUGAGUGUGAGCUGGAACCCUUGGGCACCCAGGCAGUGGGGCCUACCAACGUGAGCCUCACAGUGACUAACAUGCCACCAGGCAGGCACUUCCGGGUAGAUGGCACCUCCGUGCUGGGAGGCUUCUCUUUCAUGGAGCCAGUGCUGACAGCAGUGCAACCCCUCUUUGGCCCACGGGCAGGGGGCACCCUUCUCACCCUUGAAGGCCACAGCCUUUCUGUAGGCACCAGCCGGGCUGUACUGGUCAAUGGGACUGAAUGCCUGCUGGAACGGGUCAGCGAGGGGCAGCUUUUAUGUGCCACACCCCCUGGGGCUGCCACGGCCAUUGUUCCCCUCCGCCUGCAGGUGGGGGGUGCUGAGGUGCCUGGGUCCUGGACUUUUCACUAUAGGGAAGACCCCAUCUUGCUGGGCAUUAAGCCCAACUGCGGCUACACUGGCUCCCAUGUCACCAUCCAUGGCCAGCAUCUGACUUCAGUGUGGCAUCUAGUGCUGUCAUUCCAUGAUGGGCUUAGGGAGGUGGAGAAAAGGUGUGAGGGGCAGCUUCCACAGCAGCGUCAGUGCCGCCUGCCUGACUAUGUGGUCCGAGACCCCCAGGGGUGGGUGACAGGCAGUCUAAGUGCCCAGGGGGAUGGAGCUGCUGGCUUCACACUGCCUGGUUUUCGCUUCCUACCACCACCCCGUCCACCAAGUACCAACCUAGCCCCACUAAAGCCUGAGGAGGCUGCCAUUAAGUUUGAGUAUAUUGGUCUGGGCGCUGUGGCUGACUGCGUGGAUGUGAAUGUGACUGUGGGUGGUGAGAGCUGCCAGCAUGAGCUCCGGGGGGAUGUGGUUGUCUGUCCCCUAACCCCCUCCCUGCAACUUGGCAUGGAUGGCGCCCCACUUCAGGUCUGCGUGGAUGGUGGGUGUCACAUCCUGGGUAGGGUGGUGCGGCCAGGCCCAGAGGGGACCCCACAGAGCAUACUCCUUGGUGUCCUGCUGGCCUUGCUCGUGCUUGUGACUGCACUGGCUGCCGCUCUGAUCUUCAACUAUUGGUGGCGAAGGAAGCAGCGAGUCCUUUCUCCUGACCUGGAUGAUCUGGCUUCCCUGGACCAGACUGCUGGAGCCAUGUCCUUGCCUAUGCUCCACUCAGGCUCUGACUGCAGAAAAGGCAUUGCACUUGCUGCCACUGAUGGUCUGGAUUCCACCACUUGGGUCCACAGAACAUCCUCAGACAGCAGGGAUGCAUCCCAUUUCCCACUGCUAUGGACAGAAUCCAUUCAGUUCAGGGACCUGGACUCUGCGCUCUUGGCUGAGGUCAAGGAUGUGCUGAUUCCCCAUGAGCGGGUGGUCACCCACAGUAACCGCAUCAUUGGCAAAGUUUGGUGCUCCGAGUUCUGGUUAUCAAUGAGAGGGUGUGAUGCAAGCCUGGGAGCCCCUCUCACCAUCUGCCUUGCACCAGGCCACUUUGGAGUUGUCUACCAUGGAGAAUACACAGACCAGGCCCAGAAUCGAAUCCAUUGUGCCAUCAAGUCACUGAGUCGCAUCACAGAGGUGCAGGAGGUGGAGGCCUUCCUGCGAGAGGGGCUGCUCAUGCGUGGCCUGCACCACCCAAACGUGCUGGCUCUCAUCGGUAUCAUGCUGCCCCCUGAAGGGCUGCCCCGUGUGCUGCUGCCCUAUAUGCGCCAUGGAGACUUGCUCCAAUUCAUCCGCUCACCUCAGCGGAAUCCCACCGUGAAGGACCUCAUCAGCUUCGGCCUGCAGGUAGCCCGCGGCAUGGAGUACCUGGCAGAACAGAAGUUUGUGCACAGGGACCUGGCUGCUCGAAACUGCAUGCUGGACGAGUCAUUCACAGUCAAGGUGGCUGAUUUUGGUCUGGCCCGUGGUGUUCUGGACAAGGAGUACUAUAGUGUUCAACAGCACCGCCAUGCUCGCCUACCUGUCAAGUGGAUGGCACUGGAGAGCCUGCAGACCUACAGAUUCACCACCAAGUCUGAUGUGUGGUCAUUUGGUGUGCUGUUGUGGGAAUUGCUGACACGGGGUGCCCCACCAUACCCUCACAUCGACCCAUUUGACAUCACCCACUUCCUGGCCCAGGGUCGGCGCCUUCCCCAGCCUGAGUAUUGCCCCAAUUCUCUGUACCAAGUGAUGCAGCGAUGCUGGGAGGUGGAACCAACAGCGCGACCCACCUUCAGAGCACUAGUGGGGGAAGUGGAGCGGGUAGUGGCCUCACUGCUUGGAGACCACUAUGUGCAGCUGCCCACAGCCUAUGUGAACCUGGGCCCCAGCGCCUCUGAUGAGGUUAACCUGGGGCCUGGCAUCUCCAAUGAGGUGAAUGUGCUCCCAGAACGGCUGCAGUCCCCACUCACACAUAGGAGCACAUGGCGGCCCCGGCCCCUUUCAGAGCCACCUCGGCCCAUUUGACCUAAGCCCUAGGCUGGCCCAUGGAGCUAGACCUACUUAGCAGCCUUGAGGUGACCCCAAGCUGCCUCUGGGCCAUGCCAGGCCUGAGGGCAGUGGGCCUCCACCUUGUCCCUGCCCUUUAAACGUCAGAGGCAAUAGGUGAACAGGGCAAAUUAGGUUCCUCACUCCACAGAGUGAGCCAGUAAGGACAAUCCUCUGCCACACAUAUUUAUGGAGUGCCUGCUGUGUACCCUACCUGCUGAGCACAGGGGGCUCAGCAGUGACCACACAGACACUGACCUUUGAACCAGUAAAAAA
Messenger RNA from Cynocephalus volans (Philippine flying lemur), 4866 nucleotides. RefSeq names its product macrophage stimulating 1 receptor (gene MST1R). Gene Ontology annotation, biological process: cell surface receptor protein tyrosine kinase signaling pathway; liver development; semaphorin-plexin signaling pathway involved in axon guidance. NCBI's taxonomy places the organism in Eukaryota, Metazoa, Chordata, Mammalia, Dermoptera, Cynocephalidae. The coding region runs from base 247 to 4569 and encodes 1440 amino acids. Gene Ontology annotation, cellular component: semaphorin receptor complex; basal plasma membrane; plasma membrane. Gene Ontology annotation, molecular function: ATP binding; semaphorin receptor activity; protein binding. The record is from RefSeq and is a predicted model, not a curated record. The transcript is spliced from 20 exons.